Molecule: messenger RNA, 261 nt
Organism: Aspergillus luchuensis
Lineage: Eukaryota; Fungi; Ascomycota; Eurotiomycetes; Eurotiales; Aspergillaceae
Exons: 2
Coding region: 1-261 (86 amino acids)
Source: RefSeq, a predicted model, not a curated record
AUGUCCUUUUCUACUGUCCUUUCUGUUCCUGCUGCUGUUCCUGCUGUUCUUGCAGUUCCGAAUGCUCCUGCGCUUGCUGUUGGGCUCGCUGCUGUUGGACCUGCUGCUGCUGGUAUUGGUGCUGCUGGUGUUGGUGCUGCUGGUGUUGAUACUGCUGGUGUUGAUGCUGCUGGUGUUGAUGCUGCUGGUCUUGACGACGGUGGUCUUGGUAAUGCUGACCCUGGCCCUGAUACUGCUGGCGGUGCUGCCUGGCGGCGCUGA